Anopheles gambiae (African malaria mosquito) is the source of this 1977-nucleotide messenger RNA. Its product is annotated as sialidase. The record is from RefSeq and is a predicted model, not a curated record. The transcript has 6 exons. NCBI's taxonomy places the organism in Eukaryota, Metazoa, Arthropoda, Insecta, Diptera, Culicidae. The coding region runs from base 18 to 1886 and encodes 622 amino acids.
AAUAUUGCUGCCCGCGGAUGGAACAGUAUCAUUCAGGUGCUAAGCUCAUCGACAGUAACACAUCUUACCAGAACCAAAACCUCCAGUUUACGGGCAUAAUGGCAUUCAAGUUCGUCGUUUUCCUGGCGUCGCUGGCCGUCGCUAGCGCUGGAUACCUGGAGGCUGACCAUGCCGUCCAGUACGCCGCCCCGGUCGCUCACUACUCGCCGGCUUCGGCCGUCAGCUACAGCACCAUCUCGCAGGCUGCCCCGGCCAAGCUGGCCUACGCCGCCCCGGUCGCCAAGACCGUGUCGUACGCUGCCCCGCAGGUGUACGCCGCCCCGCAGGUCUAUGCCGCCGCUCCAGUGACGAAGACGUACGUCUCCAGCCCGGCCGUCGGUGCCACCCAUGAGAGCACCAUCCGCUCGCACGACAGCACCAUCUCCCACUACUCCAAGGCCGUCGAUACGCCGUACUCGAGCGUGCGCAAGUCGGACACCCGCAUCACCAACGAGCUGCCCAAGUACGCUUAUGCCCAGCCCGUCCUGGCCAAGCAGGUUGCCUAUGCUGCUGCCCCGGCCGUCCACACCACCUAUGCUGCCCCGGCUGCCGUCCACACUAGCUACGCUCAUGCUGCCCCGGCUGUGACCUACGCCCAUGCCGCUCCGGCCUACCAGACCUACGCUCAUGCUGCCCCGGCUGCCGUCCACACCAGCUACACGCACGCUGCCCCGGCCGUUCACGCCACCUAUGCUGCUCCGGCCGUCCAGACCUAUGCUCAUGCUGCUCCGGCUGUCCACACCACCUAUGCUGCCCCGGCCGUCCACACCAGCUACGCUCAUGCUGCCCCGGCCGUCCAUGCCACCUAUGCUGCCCCGGCUGCCGUCCAGACCUACGCUCAUGCUGCCCCGGCCGUGCACACCUCCACCAAGACGCUGACCUACUCGCCGGCCGUCCAGGUUGCGCACACCACCUACGAGGACGCCCAUGCCCAUUAUGCCUGUCUGUCCAAAAAAACGUGCGUCCACGCGUUACGCACGCCGCGAUGUGUGAUCGAGCUCCUGGAAGCGAUCGAAUCGCCCUACUCUACCCGAUCACUCAGCGUCUUCAGCAGCAACAGCAGCAGCAGCAGCAAGACACACUUCUUCGAGUAUCCCGCCCAACAACCAACAACAAACCGCUUCAGCAAAAUGGCAUUCAAGUUCGUCGUUUUCCUGGCAUCGUUGGCCGUCGCUAGCGCCGGAUACCUGGAGGCUGGCCAUGCCGUCCAGUACGCCGCCCCGGUGGCGCACUACUCGCCGGCAUCGUCGGUGAGCUACAGCACCAUCUCGCAGGCUGCCCCGGCCAAGCUGGCCUACGCCGCCCCGGUCGCCAAGACCAUCUCGUACGCCGCGCCGCAGGUGUACGCCGCGCCUCAGGUGUACGCUGCUGCCCCAGUCGCCAAGACCAUCGUCUCCAGCCCGGCCGUCGGUGCCACCCAUGAGAGCACGAUCCGCUCGCACGACGGAACCAUCUCCCACUACUCCAAGGCCGUCGAUACCGCGUUCUCGAGCGUCCGCAAGUCGGACACCCGCAUCACCAACGAGCUGCCCAAGUACGCCUAUGCCCAGCCCGUCCUCGCCAAGCAGGUUGCCUAUGCUACUGCCCCGGCCGUCCACACCACCUACACCCAUGCCGCUCCGGCUGCCGUCCACACGACCUAUGCCGCCCCGGCCGUCCACACUAGCUACGCCCACGCUGCCCCGGCCGCCGUCCACACCACCUAUGCUGCCCCGGCUGCCGUCCAGACCUAUGCUGCCCAUGCUGCCCCGGUUGUCGCUACCGCCACCAAGACGCUGACCUACUCGCCGGCCGUCCAGGUUGCGCACACCACCUACGAGGAUGCGCACGCUCACUACGCCUGGUAAGAUGGGCAUGACGUGUGGCGUGAGACACUUGGUCUUUUAUUGUUUUGCGAAGCUGAUACAAUGAUCCCCCAUCGACCCACUUCCUCCGCAA